Messenger RNA from Spinacia oleracea (spinach), 4347 nucleotides. Its product is annotated as pyruvate dehydrogenase E1 component subunit alpha, mitochondrial. Lineage: Eukaryota; Viridiplantae; Streptophyta; Magnoliopsida; Caryophyllales; Amaranthaceae. Bases 2961 to 3329 code for a protein of 122 amino acids. The transcript has 8 exons. The record is from RefSeq and is a predicted model, not a curated record.
UAUUACUACGAAGUAUGCAAGUUUCAUUGUGUUUUUAUGAAAAAAAAUUAUGAUUUUACUUUUUUUUGGGCCUAUUUUAAAUAAUAGAACAGGGCCCCCUUUUUGCUUGGGCCGGGCCUAUAUUUCACCCUAUUUUAUGGGACCCGAUAAUAUGUAAUAAUUCUCUAACUCUCUAUAUUUCUCCUUCUUAAAGCAAAAGUACAUACUUGGCUACUUGUGUGAUCUACCACUUGAGUGUUCCAUGAUUUUUGUUGCCACAGUAAUUGAGUAGCUGGAAAAAGGAGGUAGCAGCAUCACAAUCUCCGUGCACCAAAUUCGCUCGUUUUAUAGGCUCUACUACUCUUUUGCUAGUGAUGCAAAUCCUACCACUGGAGUAUAAAGGUUCAAACUUCUAUUACUAUUCAUGUAAUAGUGAAGUGCAUAAUACGACCCUUUUAGAGAGAGGGGGUUCUCCCUUCUCUCUAAAACAGUAAAACCCUAGCCCCCAAAAUUAGAUCUCAAUUAAGCAAAGUUCUUUGUCAACUUCAUGGUUAUUCAACUUCUUCUACAUGAAUUUUAUCAUGAAUCUUCUGUGAUAUUCGCCUUCUUCGUCCUCAAAAUCCGAAAAUUCUUGAUUUUGCUCAAUCCAAGCGGUGUUGUUUCGUGGCCGCCGCCGAUACCGUUGCAUGCACCAACCGUCGCCGUCACCCGUCCUUCGUCGUGACCCGUCAGUCGCCGUCACUGGCGGAUGCCUCAUCCCCGACCGAUCUCUCUUCAUUGGUGCUCUGCCGUGAAAUAGAUCUUUGACCCAUUUGGUGGUUCAUAACCGCCACUGUUGCCCCGUCUCCGACGGGUUGUCCCGUUGAUCCGUUUGGCUGUUGCGGUCGUUUUUCUUUGAAGGCCGUUGUCAGAUUGCACCUGCUCCUUCUUUGUUUAGCUUCCUUGAGAAGCUUUGUUUAGUUACUUUAUUUUUCUUUUUAGUUCUGUUAUUUUUUUUAGUUUAGUUUGGUUAAUUAUAUUUUCAUGUAUUUAGUUCUUAUCUAUUAGCUUUUCCCUGAGAUAGGGUGGCUUUUAGGUUCUUUGGUCUUUUCCCAGUGAUAGGGAGACCUUAGGAAACGUGUACCUUUUCUCAUUUAAAAAAAAAAUGUAAUAGUGAAAGGACUGAAAUACCCUUAACUUUAGCCUAUUUUUUAUUUUUGUAAAUUCUUAAUAAAAGUGCAUGGACCAUCUUUCCGUGAGUCAUUCCACUUCCACGAAUCUCCAUUGCUUUAUCUGAGAAAAAUCUUCCCCGUUCAUUUGAGCCCUGCUCCAUCGCUCCCCUUCCAUCGUGUCUUCACUUUCCUCUCCUUCCAUCGAGCCUUGCUCUACAUUUUCUCUCUCCUCUAAGAAACUUCAUAUCUGUCUCUUUUGUUGAUUAUUAUAGCACCUACAAAUCCUUAUACUUAGGUUUUUUUUUAUCCAACUUCUCUCUUUAUUUCUUUGCUUUAGAUUUUUUUUUAUUUUCAUGAUAAUUUUAUUUUGUGUUCCAUCUUCUUUGAUUUUUUGUUGGAUUUAAUUAUUGUUCCGUCUUUUUUUGUGUGCGUGUUGGAUUCAGUGGCGGAGCUAGGUAGGUGCAUGGGGUCCACCGACCCCCCAAAAAAAACUAAAAAAAAACUUAUAGCUGAGAUCUAGAGACCUGGUAUUAAAAAGAACCGAUCUCUUUUGGGGGAUUAUCUUAAGAGAACAGUCUUUAGAAACAACUGGCCUGUUAGAGUUUUGAUUCUUUUCAGUUUUCACCACACAUAUGAAAACCGUAGAGAAUAAUUGUAAUAAUUUUGUACGAUUGUAAUAUGAAUAUUGAUUAAUUUAAGGACGAUACAUUUUUUUUAGUAAUAUAUUGUGUGUUGUGGAGGAUCACCCGACACAAUACUCUAAAAAUUCUGGGAACGUCACUGCCGACACCCAAAAAAAAAUUCCUCACUGGUUGGAUUUAAUUAGUGUUAGGAGAAGGAGAGAGUUUGUAAUUAAUGGGUUCAAGGGAAGUGUAGCUUUGGUGAUAAUUGCAAUUCUUGCGUUCUUGGUCUAUUGGCGGUUCCUUUUCCCUCUUGACCACUCUUGAGGUUCAUCAGAAGUACAAGAGCCAAUGAAAAACCCCGGAACCCCGAGAAGCGACUCACUGAAAUAAGUUUGUUUCUCCCCCGAUUCACCAUAAUGAGAGAGUUGAUUCUCAAGGUUGUAAUUGAGCAGUAAUACAAUAUGAGGUAAUGCAAUUUAUGUUGCAGGGAAUUAAGGAGCUUAUGCUCUCCUUAGAUUUGGAAGAUUACAAAGCAGAAAUAUUAACGGCUGAUACACAAGCUUUUCAUACGAAUGGGGUGAUCGUCUUAGUCACAAGACGUUUGAAGAUGAUAUCUAUGGUGGACAUUUAAAGAGUUGCUCCUUGUAGUUUAAUCUCCUCAUGCAGUUUUGAAGAUGAUAGGGCUUGCAUUUUGCAAACUGGUGAAACUUUAAGAUUGAUGGUGUGAAUUUGGUCAAGGUGUUGGGCGUUCUGUUUUCCUUGACAGUGGUGUUGAUGUAUAUAAAUAGGAGAAAAUUUGUUGUUUAUCAGUUGUUUUAGGUCUAGGUUCUUAAACAGAACUCUGCAGUUUUACUAUUGCAAAUGGUGACAUCACUGACAUGACAAUUUGUGAUGCCAGGAUAUACUCAUUGUUCUAUCUGCUGUUAACUAUUAGUUCCCCCCUGUAAUUUGUUACAGUAACUUAUCUGACCUGUAUAAAAAUUCUGUUUAGGUUCAUGUUUUCCCUUCCAGGCUGGACUGGGAGGCAUGAUUAAAAGUUGCUUUGGAUGCUACAAAAAGGUUGAAAUAUCUCCACAAACAUGUGAACCCUCUUGUGAUUCACAGAGCUUUUAAGAGCAUCAUCAUUAUUCAAUUCUGAUAAGAACUUUGAUGCCAAGGUUUCUGAUUUUGGUUUAGCUAAGCUUGGACCUGAGGAAAGCAUGUGAACAUGUGUCCACCCGAGUCCUGUGCACGGUGCACCCAGGGUUAUGUUGCCCACAACUAUGACGUUGUCCUCUUGGAGUUGCAUACAGGCAGGGUACCAGUUGACACAAAGAGACCUCAAGGUGAAGGUCUUCUUUUGUCUUGGGAACGUGAUCCAAUUGAGAGAGUUAGAAAGCUGCUAUUGGCCCAGGAUAUUUCUGUAGAAAAGGACCUGAAGCUAAUUUUGGCUUGUAGAUAUUGGAAAGGAGGUCAGGAAUUGAAAGAUGCAGAUGAAGCUAUUGCAAAGGCCAAGAUAAUUUGUGAUUCCACGAGAGUCCCUGAUAAUCCUGAUCGUUUUACAAAUAUCUACAUGAAAGGUUACGGGUAUAGUUGAUUUGGCACUAUAAGUGCAAGUCCCAAGAGAAGAAGAAAUGGGUUUGGUUGGUUUUUUCAGUUUACCAAAAUCUUAGGCUUUAAGAUAAGAGUGCAUGCUUAGAAUGGUUUCACAAUGUAAUUUAAACAAGUGAAAAUUUCAUUAUUAGUUGUGUUCCAAAAAUUGAGUUGUGAGUUCAUGUGGUGAUAAACACGAGAUUUAGACCUGGGAAAUAAGUGUCAUGGUCAAAUUAGUAUUGAAGUAUUGUAGACCUUUAAAAACCAUUACUUGAUUCAUCAGUGCCUAGUGAACACCCUUUUAACAAGCUGUGAACUUUGAAUAUAUAUAUAUAUAUAUAUGGUCAUGAUCGAGAAUUAUUUAUUAUUUAAUAUUGUCUAUUUGAUUGGAAAAAGAGGCUUUGUUAUUCAAAUGAAUAUAUAAUCAUAACACCUAUAACUGAGUUUUGUGGGAUUGGCAAUUCCACACUUGUUUAUCGUAAUAAAAUGGUAAUUUCUUUGGGGGAUAUUAGGCUUGAAAAGGAGCUGAGAGACUCUUGUCUCAGUUGGAGGAUGACAAUUGUUUGUUUCUGAAAUUCCUUUUUUCCCAUUCCUCCUAUCUCUUUUGUGUGAGGGUGGGUGAUGAACUGAAGAUUGGUGGUGCCAUAUGCAUUGUAUGUGGAACAAGGAAGUGAAAAGAAAUAUAUCAAUUACUCUGAUUUUUGGAAGCAUUACAUAGGUCCCAUUGAGCGUAAUUAGAAGCAUCAUCUUUGUUAGAGAGCACAAGUGGGUCUUCUUCUUUAUUUUAUAACACAAUUUGAAUGUUAGGCAUCUCUUUAUUUUUAGAUAAUGUGAAGAGGUGGGCCUGAAGAAUGAUUGCUAUUCGUUCAUAUAUGGCAUUUUCAUUCUCAAAUGUAUCUUUGUUUGUAACUUAUAAUAUUAGUUUUACUAAUCACACUAUCUGUAGCAUCUAUAGCACCACUAUUAUGAAAAUAUCAUUUUUUUUUGUCUUACGGAGCAUUUUAUCACUCAUGUAUUUUCUU